Messenger RNA from Sphenostylis stenocarpa, 996 nucleotides. The record is from the annotation of a GenBank genome assembly. NCBI's taxonomy places the organism in Eukaryota, Viridiplantae, Streptophyta, Magnoliopsida, Fabales, Fabaceae.
AUGGGUGUUGCGGCGGCGUCUCUUUCGCGGCGGCGACUCUCUGCGGCGCAACCUAUUUCUAUAUUGUUUUCAAGGGUCAGGUUUGUGACCCUGGUGUGCAUGGCUACAGAUUCAAGGAAACGCACAUUGGAGGCUUUGGAAAAAAGAAUAGCUUUUGCUAAAGCUGAAGUUCUCCAAAAAGAAAAGAAAAACAAAAAGAAUAUAAAUGAAGAUGGGAAACCACCUAUUGCUGCAGAUUCUACUACUAAAGAUCCUUCCCCGCAUCUGUUGCAUUCAUCAUCAGUCACACCCAAGAAAGGGAAUUUCAGCUUUUCCGGUCAUUCAAAUUCACAAGACAUUGAAGAUGGUCCUAUAUAUGCCCAACUUUCUCUGCCUGUAAAUGAGAAUCUGCUCAUAACUAAUGAGUUUUCUACUAAAGGAGGUUCAAUUGAUGGCAUAUUGCAUGAGCUUCUUCAGAAGGGAGAUGCUUCACAAAAGUACAUGCAGGGGUCUAGAAACAUGAAAAUUGACAAUUGGGUCCUUCUUGAUAAUUAUGUCCAAAAACGGGUGUUUUCCUCUGGUUCUCAAACCAGAGCUUUGCAACUUCAUUCAAAACGCUCUAAGAAACACAUGUCUAUGAAACAACAUAAAAAGUAUGGAUCAUUAGCUCUUCCUCAAGAGUUCCACAAGUUCGAAAUUUUCAAGCCAAUGUAUGAAAUGUGGAAAGAUUACAUAAAGCUGCUUCUUAAAUCCACUGGGAAAACUCAAUUGGCUCAAUGUCUUCUAGGUGCAGAUCUACAUGGUGCUUUCAUUUUAGUUGUGGAGUGUAAAAUAACCCAUUUUACAGGAAUUCGUGGCAUUAUGAUUCGUGAAACUGCAGAAGCAUUUGGGAUAAUUACUGAAGAUGAUAAAUUUCGAGUUGUUCCCAAAAAGGUUUCUGUGUUUGUAUUCCAAGUUGAUUGCUGGAAAGUCACUCUGAAUGGAGAUAAACUUGGUUCAAGAAAGGUUGGAUUAUAA